UCCAGACUCAGAGGGAUCUGUAGCUGCGGAGAGAGGGCCGGUCGCUGCUGCAAUACUCAUCAUCAUCAUCAUCAUCAUCAUCAUCAUCAUCAUGGCACCAGGAGUCAAGAAAGGCAUUUUGGCGUGUCUGGAGGCAGGAGAGGUGAUCAUCGGGGACGGAGGCUUCGUGUUCGCUCUGGAGAAGAGAGGAUACGUGAAGGCGGGACCCUGGACACCUGAGGCUGCGGUGGAGCACCCUGAAGCAGUGCGCCAGCUGCACAGGGAGUUCCUCAGGGCAGGAUCUAAUGUCAUGCAGACUUUCACCUUCUACGCAAGCGAUGAUAAACUGGAGAACAGAGGCAACAAGCUGACUCACACGGGGGAGCAGAUCAACGAGGCGGCCUGUGACCUGGCCCGGGAGGUGGCCAGUGAGGGGGAUGCUCUGGUGGCGGGGGGAGUCUCCCAGACCCCCUCUUACCUCAGCUGCAAGAGUGAGAAUGACGUCAAGGCCAUCUUUAAGAAACAGCUCGACGUCUUUGUCAAGAAAAAUGUGGACUUCUUGAUCGCAGAGUACUUUGAGCACGUGGAGGAGGCGGAGUGGGCCGUGCAGGUUCUGAAGACGACGGGGAAACCUGUAGCUGCCACGCUGUGCAUCGGCCCGGAGGGAGACCUGAACGGAGUCAGUCCUGGAGACUGUGCUAUCAGACUGGUCCAGGCCGGAGCUCAGAUUGUGGGCGUCAACUGCCACUUUGACCCCGAGACGUGUGUGAAGACGGUGAAGAUGAUGAAGGUUGGCGUGGAGACGGCCGGGCUGAAGGCUCACUACAUGAGCCAGCCGCUGGCCUACCACACGCCAGACUGCAACUGCCAGGGCUUCAUCGACCUGCCCGAGUUCCCCUUCAGUCUGGAGCCCAGGAUCCUGACCAGGUGGGACAUGCAGAAAUACGCCCGUGAAGCGUACAAGGCAGGGAUCCGCUACAUCGGAGGCUGCUGCGGGUUUGAACCGUAUCACAUCCGGGCGCUGGCGGAGGAGCUGGCGCCGGAGCGGGGCAUCAUGCCUGCUGGGUCGGAGAAGCACGGGAACUGGGGCAGCGGUCUGGAGAUGCACACCAAACCUUGGGUCAGAGCCAGGGCCCGCCGGGACUACUGGGAGAACCUGAAGCCAGCCUCCGGACGGCCCUUCUGCCCCUCCAUGGCCCAGCCUGAUGGUUGGGGGGUCACCAAGGGCCACGCAGACCUGAUGCAGCAGAAGGAGGCCACCUCCCAGGAGCAGCUGAAGGCUCUCUUCGUCAAGGCCGACCAAACCAACUGAGCUCCUCUCUGAGCUUCAUACUCACACAGUCCCUCACGUUUACAAACCAGAAAGAUCGAGAUGCUGAGAUUCUGUCUUUUUAGGACCAUUUUCACUGUGUGGAAGACGUUAUCAUGCUGAUUUAAAACGCUUCACAAUCAAUGAGCCUGUUGAAGCAACAUUGAGCCUUGUGAAAUUACUGAAAUAAGCAGCUUUGAAUGCACUUAAAGUAAUGAUCCUAACACUCCAACGUGCCUGAUGUUUUCUUACAAAAGAUUUGAAUGAUGUGUAGAAAUAAACUUCUAAUUGAACAAAA
Centropristis striata (black sea bass) is the source of this 1586-nucleotide messenger RNA. It is a transcript of the gene bhmt, whose product is annotated as betaine-homocysteine methyltransferase. Bases 92 to 1291 code for a protein of 399 amino acids. Lineage: Eukaryota; Metazoa; Chordata; Actinopteri; Perciformes; Serranidae. The record is from RefSeq and is a predicted model, not a curated record. The transcript is spliced from 8 exons. Gene Ontology annotation, molecular function: betaine-homocysteine S-methyltransferase activity; zinc ion binding.